AUGACGAACACGGAAGAGUCGGCAAGAGCUCUAAAGAUUGAGCUGAGAGCUUUGCACGACGACAGUGGCCUCACAACUCGGAAGCUGAAGCUGCUUCCCAGCUCUUCCCUCCUCAUCGCACGCUCGUCACGGAGCAAUUCUAAGCAGCUUAUUGCCGCCGCCGACAACCUCGUCCUCGACAGUCCUAUCGUCUCCAGAGAGCACGCGCGUCUGACCACUGACUCGGACUGCACAACUCUCUUCAUCGAAGACCUCGGCUCCAUGCACGGCACCAGGGUGAACUACGUGCAACUCGGAAAGCACGUUGCCUACCAGCUGAAGUGUGGUGACAAGCUGCAGAUCGGCAACGAAGUCAUUCGCGGAGAAGAGAGCUUCUCUCCGCCGAGAUUCGACAUUUCCUACGAGCGCAUAGAGACAUCGCCAUACUCCCGACCAACCUCUAGAAAAUUCACUGUCCCAGAGUACGACUCUGAUGAAGACGACAUUUCCCACAACGAAGAGAGCGGUGGUGAAGACGGGGGUCAGGACUCGCAGUCGUCGCUUCUCGAUGAAUCUUUUCAUGCUGCUAUCAGCAUCGUGGAGCCUGAGCCACUGAAGCGUCUUGGAAGCCAGCAAAAUCCGGUCCAGAUCGUGGAUGAUACAGAGGUCAUCCACGACAGCAUCCUUAUCGUUGAUGACAAUGAUGAAGUUCGAGCCGAAGCCCAUCGUUCUGGUGACGCGGUAUCGGAUCAAGCCGAGCAUGGAACCACUGGGGUGGCUAGACGACGCCCUCCCAUUCUGAACUUGACUACAUCGCCUACUGCGGAGGAGUUCUCUUCCGUACCACUAGCAACUCCGAGUUUCGAACACCUCAACCACCUCACUCCUCUUACACCUCGCACAUAUGCGCUCAGUCCCAAAUACACGCCUGUCUCGCCCGGCUCGCCUAGCGAAGACUACAUGUACGACUCGGAGAGUGGUGAAACCGACUUUCACCCCGAAGUUGACCAGAACGACCUUGAAGAAGUGACCUCUCGAGCAAGCUCCGACGCUGGUCAUCUUGAGGAUCUGUUGUCGUCCUCUCUUCGUGGUACGCCGGCCGCGGAGGAUGACAUGCUCGACGGGCAUGAGGACGGUAGUCUCUUUGACACUGAUGAUGAAGAUGCAAUUGCUGCUGCUGAGACUGAGGCCGUCUGUCAGAAGUAUGACGGCGCAAACACGGAGCAGAUGCCACCACGGCUGAAAGUUAGUGAUGUGGCAGAUAGCUACAAGGAUCAACUUUCCGAGGAGCUCGGCACAAUGGACGACUGGACUGGGAUGCCUUUGCCGUCAACCUCGAAGCUGGUGGCGGGACAAGGACCACUGAAUCGGUCGUUUGAAAUGCCGUCUAACCCUCCGGCACAGACUCAUUCGUUCUAUGCCUCCUCCGGCCCACGUGUUUGCAACUUAUCCCGCAAUCCGCCGGCUCUCCACCCGGACACAUUCACGUUCCAAAGCCCAAACAGGGCGAACUAUGGACUUUUCCAGCCGCAUGCAUUCCCUGGUUCUGCAAACGUGUACGACACAUGGAACACGCACAACUUCAUGCCAAGAUAUGAGAGCGGGCCGUUCGCGCACGCUGCUCCGCUUCCGACUCCACUACAUGGCUUUGCUCACACCAAUGCAAAUUCUCGAUUCCAUCCAGGCCCUGAGAUCUCUCACCCCAAGCCCAGCAAGACGAAGACUGGGUUUUCUAUCCAGGAGAUAGUCGACAGCGCUUCAAGCGUAGAGGCUGGCCCACUUGCUGGAACGAAGAGGAAGGCAGAUGAGCUUGUUGGAGAGGAGUCCACCGCGUCUGUUCCAUCGAACUUCACUACUAUAGCUUCCGAGCGUCCCACGCUAGCUGAGCCCGAACAAGAGGCACCGGCGGCGGAGGCUGCAUUGAUUAACAAGGAUGCGGAGGUUCCGGUCGCAGCUCUUCCAACCCUGGCGGCGGUCUCGUCCGAGGUCGCAGUCGUCCAAGAGCGUCCCGCUAAGCGGAGCAGACUGAGCUAUGCGGCUACCGCCGUCGCUGGUGCAGUCGUUGGUAGCAUCGGUAUGUUCGCAGCACUUGCCUUGUCUCCCGAGCUCUAG
This is a messenger RNA of Coniosporium apollinis CBS 100218, 2091 nucleotides long. RefSeq lists its product as uncharacterized. The transcript is spliced from 3 exons. The coding region runs from base 1 to 2091 and encodes 696 amino acids. Gene Ontology annotation, molecular function: protein binding; mRNA binding. The record is from RefSeq and is a predicted model, not a curated record. NCBI's taxonomy places the organism in Eukaryota, Fungi, Ascomycota, Dothideomycetes.